Juglans microcarpa x Juglans regia is the source of this 923-nucleotide messenger RNA. RefSeq lists its product as uncharacterized. The record is from RefSeq and is a predicted model, not a curated record. Gene Ontology annotation, biological process: positive regulation of proteasomal ubiquitin-dependent protein catabolic process. Gene Ontology annotation, cellular component: Cul4-RING E3 ubiquitin ligase complex. Lineage: Eukaryota; Viridiplantae; Streptophyta; Magnoliopsida; Fagales; Juglandaceae. The coding region runs from base 98 to 634 and encodes 178 amino acids. The transcript has 6 exons.
UAGCCAAGUGGAAAACGUGCACUUUACUCACUUGCUCUUCUGUCACCGUACUUCUCGAAAGGGUUUUGUUUUGUUUUUUUUUUUUUCCCCAGGCGCCAUGGAGGGCUCAUCGUUCUCUCAGCCGUCCGAUUCGAAUCAUCCAACGGCUUCUGGCGCGUCCAAGUUCCUCGCCGACCUUCCCUCCCUGGGGUUCUUCUCCUCCACCGUCGUCUCUUCAAACCCGGGUGGAAUGCGAGUAUAUAUUUGUGACCAUGACACGUCACCUCCAGAGGACCAACAAAUAAAAACAAACCAACAGAACAUAUUGAUCAGAUCACUCAUGCUUAGGAGACAGAAGGGCGAUUCUAGUUCAAAGGAUGUGAAGGGUGUAACUGCAACCGAGGGUUCUAGAAAGAGGGUCGCUGAAAGAGCUCCAGAUUCCCGAACUUCAGCUAAGAGAGCCAAUAGUCAAAUUAGUUCUCGACAAGAAGGAUCAAACAGUCAGGCAUCUAGUAGAGACUUCCAGAGCUUCACAGUUGAGAGGCUCCAGAGCUUCACAGUUGAGAAGCUUCGUGCCCUUUUGAAGGCAAGAGGUCUUUCCCUUAGAGGAAAGAAGGAUGAGCUGAUUACACGGCUGAAAGGGACUACUGCAUAAACCUAAAGUCCGACUUUGACCAGGCUUCUUUCUUUCUGUUUUUCCAGCCUGCUUGCUUUGCCCUCGACGUUUACACAUCCAGAGCAAGUAGGGUUUGGUUUUUUUCGUUGUUUUGGAUGCAGCAUAGGAUUAGUGUACAAUGGAACCAUGAUGAUCUGAAGGAAAAUCUGUGGACAGUUGUGUUUUGUAUGAUGGUGUAUUUUAGGUAUAGUUGUGCCUUUAUGCCAAUGUUUUAGUAUCAACUACCAUGCAUGUACUUUGUAGAAACAUAUGGGAAAGAUCUUCAUCA